Messenger RNA from Malassezia japonica, 2301 nucleotides. RefSeq names its product 5-methyltetrahydropteroyltriglutamate--homocysteine S-methyltransferase (gene MET6). Lineage: Eukaryota; Fungi; Basidiomycota; Malasseziomycetes; Malasseziales; Malasseziaceae. The record is from RefSeq and is a predicted model, not a curated record. The coding region runs from base 1 to 2301 and encodes 766 amino acids. Gene Ontology annotation, molecular function: zinc ion binding; 5-methyltetrahydropteroyltriglutamate-homocysteine S-methyltransferase activity. The transcript is spliced from 2 exons.
AUGGCUACUUCUGCCGUUCUCGGUUUCCCCCGUAUCGGCCCCCACCGUGAGGUGAAGAAGGCUCUCGAGGCCUACUGGGGUGGCAAGACCUCCUCGGAGGAGCUCCUCCAGGUCGCCAAGGAGCAGCGCCUCGCUACCUACGCCACCAUCAAGGAGCAGGGCGUUGACAUCAUCCCCACCGGCACCUUCUCGCUGUACGACCACGUCCUCGAUGCCUCGAACACUUUCGGCAUCAUCCCCGACGCGUACAAGAACUCGGGUCUGUCGCCCCUCGACACCUACUUCGCCAUGGCCCGCGGCCACCAGAAGGGUGGUGUUGACCUGCCCGCCACGGAGAUGAAGAAGUGGUUCGACUCGAACUACCACUACCUCGUCCCCGAGUUCUCGGAGAACUCGACCUUCUCCCUGAACAACACCAAGCCCAUCGACGACUUUGUUGAGGCCAAGGAGGCUGGCUACAACGGCCGCCCCGUCAUUGUCGGUCCCCUGACCCUCCUCUGGCUCGGCAAGAUCUCGAAGGACGCCAAGAGCGAGAGCUUCAACCAGUUCACCCUCCUCCCCAAGCUGGUCGAGGUUUACGGUGAGCUCCUCAAGAAGCUCUCGGCUGCUGGCGCCCCCUGGGUCCAGCUCGACGAGCCCAUCCUUGUCAUUGACAAGGCCCAGGAGCUCGCCAAGGAGUUCAAGGAGACCUACGAGACCCUCGCCAAGGCUGCCCCUAGCCUCAACAUCCUCCUCGCCACCUACUUUGGCCGCCUGGAGAACAACAUUGACAUCGUCAAGGACCUGCCCAUCGCCGGUCUUCACAUUGACCUGGACCGUGCGCCCGAGCAGCUCGAGCCUGUCCUCGAGGCUCUUGCCCCCACCAAGAUCGGCGUCUCGCUUGGUCUCGUUUCGGGCCGUAACAUCUGGAAGACGGACCUUGCCGCUGCUCUCGAGCUCGCCAAGAAGGCCGUUGCCAAGGUCGGCGCUGACCGUGUCCAGAUCGCCUCGUCUUCGUCGCUUCUCCACACUCCCAUUACCACUGCCAACGAGAAGAAGCUGAAGCCCGAGGUGCUCGACUGGUUCUCGUUCGCUACCGAGAAGUCGGGUGAGGUUGCCACCAUCGGUCUGGCCCUCCAGAACCCCGAGGCUGCCAAGGAGCGCCUUGCCGUCAACGCCAAGAGCAUUGCUGCUCGCCGCGACUUUGAGAAGAACUCGGACCCGACCGUGCGUGACCGCGUGGCGAACAUCAAGCCCGAGGACCUCUCGCGCAAGUCGGCCUUCCCCCAGCGCCGCGAGAUCCAGCGCCAGUACCUCAAGCUGCCGCCGUUCCCGACCACCACCAUCGGCUCCUUCCCCCAGACCAAGGAGAUCCGUCAGUACCGUGCCCGCUUCACCAAGGGCGAGAUCUCGCAGGAGGAGUACGAGAAGUUCCUCGAGAACGAGAUCAAGUCGGUUGUGGAGAAGCAGGAGGCUCUUGGCCUCGACGUGCUUGUGCACGGUGAGCCCGAGCGUAACGACAUGGUCCAGUACUUUGGCGAGCAGCUCGACGGCUUCGAGUUCACCCAGAACGCCUGGGUUCAGAGCUUCGGCUCGCGCUACGUCCGUCCCCCGAUCAUUGUCUCGGACGUGUCGCGCCCCAAGGCCAUGACCGUCCGCUGGUCGGCCUACGCCCAGAGCCUCACCCAGAAGGUCAUGAAGGGUAUGCUCACGGGCCCCGUCACUAUCCUUAACUGGUCGUUCCCCCGUGUCGACAUUGGCCGUGACGUGCAGUCGAAGCAGAUUGCCCUGGCUCUCCGCGACGAGGUUGCUGACCUCGAGAAGGCUGGCAUCAAGGCCGUCCAGGUCGACGAGCCCGCCAUCCGUGAGGGUCUUCCCCUCCGCCGCAAGGAGUGGGACACCUACCUGAAGUGGGCCGUCGACUCGUUCCGUCUCUCGGUCGGCAGCGCUUCGGACGCCAUGAACACCGCUUCGCACUUCUGCUACUCGGACUUCAACGACAUCAUGAGCUCGGUCAUUGCUCUUGACGCCGACAUGAUCUCGAUCGAGAACAGCAAGAGCGAUGCUAAGCUGCUCAAGAUCUUCCAGAACACCAAGUACCCCAACGAGAUCGGCCCGGGUGUGUUUGACAUCCACUCGCCUCGUGUGCCCUCGGUGGACGAGAUGACUGAGCGCAUCAAGGAGAUGACCCAGUUCAUCGACCCCAAGCUGCUCUGGGUCAACCCCGACUGCGGUCUCAAGACCCGUACCUGGGAGGAGUGCACUGCUCAGCUCAAGGCUAUGGUCACCGCUGCCGAGAACGCCCGCAAGCAGUUUGUUUAA